Messenger RNA from Copidosoma floridanum, 1097 nucleotides. Its product is annotated as dnaJ homolog subfamily C member 18. Gene Ontology annotation, cellular component: endoplasmic reticulum membrane. NCBI's taxonomy places the organism in Eukaryota, Metazoa, Arthropoda, Insecta, Hymenoptera, Encyrtidae. Gene Ontology annotation, molecular function: Hsp70 protein binding. Gene Ontology annotation, biological process: cellular response to misfolded protein. The record is from RefSeq and is a predicted model, not a curated record.
CGUCUGCUCUGAAUACUACGCCGUUAUUGUCGUGCAUGACAGAUGCCAAUGUGACACGAUCGAUUAAACAAUAAAGUAAAAAUUAAACAGUUAAGGUCGAUUGAAGAAACUAAGAGUUACGAAAAAUCUGAUUCGAGAGUUAUAAAACCAAAAAAAAAAAAAAAGAACGAAAGAUGGAUUGCACGGAGGAAGAAGCUGCUAAUGUUGACAGGGUGUUGGAGCAAAAAAAUUUUUAUGAUAUUUUGCAAUUGCCAAGUAGCGCGACGGAUGAUGAAAUUAAAGGAGCUCACAAAAAGAUGGCACUAUUAGUACAUCCAGACAAAAACAACCAUCCAAGAGCCAAAGAAGCAUUCAUCUCUGUGCGGAAGGCUACAGCCAUCUUACUUGACAAAGAAAAAAGGAGAGAAUACGAUUCAUACUUGAGAUCUCCAAGAGGAUUUGCUACGGACAAAUUUGAUUUAUCAGAUGAUGAAAUCGACGUCAUAUUAAUUGGAGCUGGAAUAGCAGGAAUUGUUGGUAUUGCAGCAGGCUUGGUUUCUCUUUAUAACUGGUGGACUGGCUCGAGUAAGAAAAAAGAAGUUAAAUAUGCUAAAUAGAUAAAGAGUUGUUUAAGCAACAAUUAAAUAUAUUUUUAAUUUUCUGCUUGAUACGCGAGAAAUUUUGUCUUCUUCCUAUGGAUGUCUGCAAAUUAACAGUAUUGUUAAAAAAAUUUAUAUUAUAUUUUAAUAACAAUACUGAAAUAAUAAUCAUGUUAACUUUAUCUUCCAUUGAGUAAUGGUAUUGUAUCCAUCUAUUAUUUUACAUUUUUUUAAAAAAAGUAUGUGUGCAUACAUCAUAUGCAUUAUGUAAGUAGAUAAUAAGGAAAUGAACUUGUGAUAGUUGUAAUUCAGAAGCUCUGAGUUCAAUUUGAUUUCUAAGUGUUGCUGUCGUAAGUAUAUAUCUUUAAAUAAGUUUGAGAGAAAAAAGUAAAAUGGAGUAUAAAAAGUAAUGUAAUACAUCUAAAUAACGUUUGUAAUUAAGUUUCCUAGUUGAUGUUUUCGAAGUAGGAUGUCUCUGUUAAACGUAUGAUGAAAUAAAAAAAUAAUAAAUAAUGAUCA